Messenger RNA from Oreochromis aureus, 2214 nucleotides. RefSeq names its product apolipoprotein F (gene apof). The record is from RefSeq and is a predicted model, not a curated record. NCBI's taxonomy places the organism in Eukaryota, Metazoa, Chordata, Actinopteri, Cichliformes, Cichlidae. Gene Ontology annotation, biological process: cholesterol metabolic process. The transcript has 2 exons. Bases 223 to 1500 code for a protein of 425 amino acids.
AUACAGAGGGAGGGCUGUGGGAUGUCAUGUGUAAAGAAAGAGAUUCUCAUUGGAGGCAAAGAGAGAGAAGAUCACUAUGCACGUUUGGAGAAAAGGGAAAAAGGGGAAAACAAAAAGCAUCCUACAUGGUGAAGCCAUCUUGGUCACACGCUCAGGACUUCAGGACCAAAUCUGAUUAUUAAUAAGUGUAGUGGCUUUGGAAAAGCUUUCUUUUAAAGCAGGAUGAUGUCCUCCAAGCUGAAGUGGCUGAUUGUGAUCCAGCUCCUGCUGAAUGAACAGGCCUUGUGCAGGGUCCCACCUCCUUUGGCGCAAAAGAGCACUGUGCUUCCAGGAAGUGACACCCAUAAAGCUGUAGAGGAGGUGUCCAAACAGAAUCUUGACUCUCUCCUGGGAUCCCAAGUACAGUCUGGUAUCUCACCUGAAGAAAAAUCUGAAAGAAUCCGAUCUGCCCACCAGAUGACAUCGGUCCUUGGGGCGAAGCUUCAGGAGCAGAUUCAAGCUCAUUUACACAUUCAGGGGAACAUCAGCUGUGAGGAGCUGCUGUCAGCCAGCGCUGUGGAUGACUCGCUGUCCUCCAUGUUCCCCCAGGAGCUGCUGGGUCUCUCUUUGGUGCCUGUGUUGGUGGUUGCAGGGUGCCCAAAGGAAGCACACACCUUGUUGCUGAAGCUGUAUGAUCUGCUGGGAGUGGCUGAUACAGAGGAGCUACUGAUGGAGGUAGAGGGCCUAAUAGAGCGGAGGAUGAGCAAAUCAGCAGCUGCACCAACACCCACAUCAGCAUCAUUGCCUUCAGGGAGAGAUCAAACUCAGCGACACAUAAAAGCUGUGAUGUUUAACAUUGAGCAGCUGGCAUUCGUGGGAGAAGAUAACACUAAUCAGGAGGGACACUGCGAGGGUUGGAGUCGAGUAAAUGGGACCAUGCUGAUAGGAAACGCUGUGGAGGGAGGCACAGGUGGACUGGAGGAUGCUGUGAGCAGCUGUGAAAGACUGGGAUUCCUGUGUGCUGGUGUGACCAGUGGGCGUCACACACCCGGAAUGUACCAGGCGGUGUGGAAAAAAGGUAGUCGCAUAUUGCCAUCUGAAUCCACAGAAUCUGAGACCUGGAUCCAUCAGUGCAGCGCCACAGCAGCAACUGGUCACCGGUGGAAACGCAGCACCCAGAGGAACUGCAUCAACAAAAGCGAGCAGCGCGUGUACAGUGUGAUGGAGUGGAUCCCUGGAGUCAGCACACUCUACAACCUUGGCACAGCUGUGUAUUACGCCUCAGUCAACUGCUCUGAAACAGCCAAGGAGAGAGCCAUCCUGAGCGCUGUUGACCUCGGAACGGAUGCCCUCAUGGUCGCCACGGGUGGGACUGCUGGUGUAGCAGGCUAUGCUCUGGGUGCAGGGGUGAAGACCGGCGUGAAAGCUGGGGUCAAGUAUCUGCUCAACUCCAUGAAGGAGGAAGAUGACAUGCUGGUGAACCAGUUCAGCUCGGAGGAGGGUAUCAUCACCAUAGACUGAAGGAUCAAUGAAUCACCCUCUUAAGCUCUGGCAAUAAAUACUGACAUAAGUGUAAAGGUAGAGGAUCAAUAUUUGAUAGCUUACCUGUUUGCAUAGUAACUAUUAGUGAUGGUUUGCAGUGCAAGAUUAGACAUUAAUGUGUUGCUCAGUGGAUUUUAAGAUUCAAGUUUUUAAAGGGAAUUUAGCUUUUCUUUUUUGUAAGGAUGUACACAACAAAAAAAUAUUAUUAAGACAGAUCCCAAUUUGUCUGCAUAUAUAAAUUAAUACGAGAGAGACAAUGUAAGCUAACAAUGAAAUAAAAGUCAUUCCACAGAAUGAAAACUGUCCACAUCAGCUGAAAACAGAUCCAAUAAUUUAUAACCUCAAAAGUAAGCUUUAAGCCGUUGCUUAGAAAUAAUAUUUUAAGUAUAUACUUUAUAAAGUAGUUUACUAGUUAAUCGUAUUAGGCAGCAACACUGAAGACUGGUCUCAGGAAACAAAACCUUCAAUCCCUCAACACUUUGAUUUUGCCCGUCUCUGUUUAUCAUCUUUUAUUUUUAAAUUUAUCUCUUCCUUCAGCUGAAACCUACAGUCAGGUUGUUAGGUCGCAGUUAUAUUCUCAGCUCUGAUGUAAUUGCAGGGACACUAGCGUCAUGAUAAAAUAUUGUUGCUGUAUAUUUUUUUCUGUAAAUGUUAUUAAAUUUUACAUUAAACUGGUGGCAGUGUAUAAUGUUA